This is a messenger RNA of Zonotrichia albicollis (white-throated sparrow), 840 nucleotides long. NCBI's taxonomy places the organism in Eukaryota, Metazoa, Chordata, Aves, Passeriformes, Passerellidae. The record is from RefSeq and is a predicted model, not a curated record.
AUGGCAUUUGAAGUGGGCAUCUCCCUGGCUGCCCUCCUGGGCAAUGGCCUCAUCAUCAGCGCCAUAGCCUGCGGCCACCACCUGCACACGCCCAUGUUCUUCUUCCUGCUCAACCUGGCCCUCAGCGACCUGGGCUCCAUCUGAACCACUGUCCCCAAAGCCAUGCACAAUUCCCUCUGGGACACCAGGAACAUCUCCUACACUGGAUGUGCCACACAGCUCUUUUUCUUUAUGUUCUUCCUGUCAGCAGAGUAUUUCCUCCUGACCGUCAUGUGCUACGACCGCUACGUGUCCAUCUGCAAACCUCUGCACUACGGAACCCUCCUGGGCAGCAGAGCUUGUGCCCACAUGGCAGCAGCUGCCUGGGCCAGUGCCUUUCUCUUUUCGCUGAUCCACACAGCCAAUACAUUUUCCCUGCCCCUGUGCCGUGGCAAUAACCUGGGCCAGUUCUUCUGUGAAAUCCCACAGAUCCUCAAGCUCUCCUGCUCCAAAUCCCACCUCAGGGAAUUUGGGCUCAUCGUAGUUAUUGCCUGUUUAGGUUUUGGCUGUUUUGUGUUCAUUGUUUUCUCCUAUGUGCAGAUCUUCAGGGCUGUGCUGAGGAUCCCCUCUGAGCAGGGACAGCACAAAGCCUUUUCCACCUGCCUCCCUCAUCUGGCCGUGGUCUCCCUGUUUGUCAGCACUGGCAUAUUUGCCUACGUGAAGCCCCCAUCCAUCUCCUCCCCAUCCCUGGAUCUGGCCCUGUCAGUUCUGUACUCGGUGGUGCCUCCAGCCCUGAACGCCCUCAUCUACAGCCUGAGGAACCAGGAGCUCAAGAAAGCUCUAAGGAGACUUCUGUCUUGA